GCCAAGCAGAGCAGACAAACUCUGGAGAGGAGCCGAGCUUGUUGAUCAGUGGCCACAGCACGCCUAAGGGCCAGGCAGUAAGACCUGAAAAACCAGCUGCCUGAGAUUAUUACUCCCAGCGAGGAGCAGCUCUAGAGCAACAAACCUGCUGUGACUGUCAACCCUCCACCAGUGGACUAUGCCCCCCUCAGUCAGCUGAGGGAGGGAGUUCUGCACUGCUCAGGCUCCCAUCUGGAGAAGGCUCGGACUGACAUCAAAGAGGAGACGGUUAGGUUAUUGCUGAAGAUGCAAGCCUCAACUGUCUCACCUGUGACCAACACUACAGUUCCGUCAAACACAACCAACACCACAAAGUCCAAAGAACAAGUACUCAUCCAGAGUUCUGGGGCGAUGAUCGCCAUCAUUGUCAUAGGUAUCAUAAUCAUUCUCGCCAUUCUCCUGAUCAUCCUGAAGACGUACAACAGGCGGACACAUGUAUCCAGAGUCCUGGGAGCCAGUGGUGGCUCUAAACCCCGUGCAAAGAUGUCACAAUCCACAAUUCAGAGCAGCAUGCCGCUGAGCACCAUGGGGGUCAGCUCUGUGUCGGGCAGCAUCACCAAUUCAAACCCAGCCUCAGGGAACGGCUUCCGGCUGCCCAGAGCGGAGCUGAACAGUGUGGAGGAAAACCACAUAUUGCAGUUCAGCACCACCAGUGGACCCACUGUGGUCACCAUACAUGACGCUCCAUCGUUAGGAAACACAUAGCAUGUGGUCUAGUCUCACAACAGGCAUUGACUGAUGUGUUGCCUUCGUCCAUGACCACAUACUGUGUCCUGACUGAAUCCUGUGGAAACUCAAUCUGUGACGAUAGUGUUGUCACUGUCAGUCUCCAUUAACUGAGCCACUGCUAGUGACUACAUGGAUAACAAGAUGUCCUUUUGGUGUACAAAAUAUACAGCAUGAACAAAAUGGUAUUGUAAACAGACACAACAGAUUGCAUGAAGGAUGUUGCAUGACAGAAAACUGAAACUUUCCUGUGAAGAAUUGCUUUUUGGCUACAGUGUUCAGAGUAUAGAUGCCUUAAGUUUCUUACUGUUUGUACUAUUUGCAGAUGUCCCAUCACUACUAAAUUCAAGGAAGAUAAUGUGUACCAAAGACUGUAUUGGCUUGACAACAUUUAUCUUAAGUGUGUACAUUUCUGUAUUAAAGAGGACCACAUAGGUUCAUGAGUAGAUGUAGAAUUAGUAUAAACUUCAGAGAAAACAAACACAGUAUGAAAGAAGCUAACUCAGUGUGAAAUGGAUGCCAGUAUGUUUGAGGAAAAUAUAUUGAUAUUGCAGAUUUUACAGUAGGGUGAGUAUUGUUAAAUUGGGACACCUGACAAAUUGGGGCCGUUAAGCUUUGCAAUGCAUAUCUUUUCAAGGAAUACACAAAAUGACCCAAAGGUCACAUGAAUAUGACGUCAUAUAAGUGGGGGUAACAUCACGUGCAGUGACAGUGAUUCCAAAAUCACAAUGGAAAGUGAAAUGACAGAAUAUUGAUACAAAAAUGGUUUGGUAAUGGUUAAGUUUCUAAAAAAUUUAAAAACAAAUACUCACUAUUUUAUUCCAAUACAUUUUUAAUGGGAUGUAAUUGUGUAUCAAAAUUACUAUGAAUCAAUUCUAUACUCCUUUCACCCUUUUGAAAAAUGUACAUUUUGAUGGUGUCGCAUUUGGCCAGUUGCUUACUGUCAAAAUGUGUCACUGCUAUUAGUCAUUUUGACAGGAAAAAAUGUUUUUCAGGAUCACGAAAUACAUGCUGUCUUGAGAGAAAUCAAUUUUCUAAACUGGAUCAAAUAUAAUUUCUCUUAAAUAAGUUAUCAGCUAACUUGCUGGAACUAAGUUAAGAAGAGCUAGCAUAGCUGUGCUUUAGCUAGUCUACUUAGAAAAUAUUACCACACCAAUAUAAGCUCUAGCUAGCUAUUCCUAGCUACUUUACUUGUUCUCCUAUCAUGUAUUUUGAUAGAUACUAAAUAUAUAAAUAUUUUUAAAAUAAUAAAUAAAUAACCUAAAACACUUACAACUUAAACUUAAUAUUUCACAUACGUAUCUUAAUUGUGUUGUUGUAUUUUCAUUAUUUGAAGACAUUAAAAUGUUGAAAUUAUUUAAACUCUUCAAUUUCUCUCUCUUUUUUUUUUUUACAUCAAAAUAUAAGGUGUCCCAUUUUGCCAGUAGCGCCUGUAAAAAAGUGUUCUCAGGACAUAUUGUGUUUGAGAUGGAGUAAUCGAUUCUCUGAUUACUCUUUAUUUUUUCUGUAUGUGGUAGUAAGGGGGUUCAUGUUUACAGAAUUGCAUCAAGUUGGGAGCUAGGGCAUUGGGAUGAUUCAGUCAGUUGUCCCAUUUAGUGUCAGUUAGUACUCACCCUAUUCCUUAAAUCUGGUUAACCUUGCAUUAUACUGUCUUUGUCUUCUGGUCACAGAUUCACUCAGAUUAGUUUUUAAGAAAUCUAGAAAAUGUCUGUCAGUUUUUUUAAAUGUUGUAUAACAAAGAGACCACAGAGAUAUUUUGUGAAACAUCUGGGUAUCAGCCUAACAUGCUGAUGUAAAUUCUUUUUAGUUUGACACCAAAGGAUUUUGCACUUUAUUUUUGUUGCUCCCUGUAUUUGUAUGUUUGUGGUUCUUUAAAUAAAAAGUAAUAUUUCUAA
This is a messenger RNA of Siniperca chuatsi (mandarin fish), 2660 nucleotides long. It is a transcript of the gene ncmap, whose product is annotated as non-compact myelin associated protein. The transcript has 5 exons. Gene Ontology annotation, cellular component: plasma membrane; Schmidt-Lanterman incisure; paranode region of axon. The record is from RefSeq and is a predicted model, not a curated record. Gene Ontology annotation, molecular function: structural constituent of myelin sheath. Gene Ontology annotation, biological process: regulation of myelination. The coding region runs from base 286 to 744 and encodes 152 amino acids. Lineage: Eukaryota; Metazoa; Chordata; Actinopteri; Centrarchiformes; Sinipercidae.